AUGAGACUGGUCCAUGUGAACAGAGAGAUGAACAUGAAGACCCGCUCCAUAAGCUCCGCCCCCUGCACUGAGGAAGAGGAGGAAGAGGAGGAAGAGGAGGAGAGUCAUUCUGCUGAGAGGAAGAGGAGGAAGAGGAGGAAGAGGAGGAGAGUCAUUCUGCCGAGAGGAAGAGGAGGAUGGGGGAUGAAGAGGAAGAGGAGGAGACAAAGCGUGGCCCCCAGUCUGACCCCUGCACCAUCUGCAGCGUCAGCAGCUUCUCCCGGAGCCUCUCUCUUCUUCAAGGACACUUUCUGA
Molecule: messenger RNA, 294 nt
Organism: Knipowitschia caucasica
Lineage: Eukaryota; Metazoa; Chordata; Actinopteri; Gobiiformes; Gobiidae
Source: the annotation of a GenBank genome assembly